AUGCUUCGUCCCACAUUCACAAGAUCUGUCGUUUUAGGAAGGAAUUUUGUCCGGUCCCUUAGUGUGCGAAAGAACUCUUCACAAGCCGGGCACAAACCCAGGAAAACAACCCAACUCAAGAACAUGCUAGAGUCCCCAGAGCUGGAAUUUAUCAUGGAGGCCCAUAAUGGGCUGAGUGCAAAAAUAGUACAGGAAGCUGGAUUCAAAGGCAUCUGGGGUAGUGGUCUGUCCAUCUCGGCACAGCUCGGCGUCAGGGAUAGCAAUGAGGCAUCUUGGACUCAGGUUACUGAUGUGAUGGAGUUCAUGAGUGAUGCCACCGACAUCCCCAUUUUACUAGAUGCUGACACGGGCUAUGGCAACUUUAACAAUGCCCGCCGACUUGUGAAGAAGCUAGAGAUGAGGGGCGUAGCAGGGGCGUGUCUAGAAGAUAAGCUGUUUCCCAAGACAAACUCCUUGUUAGAUGGACGUGCCCAGCCCCUUGCCGAGGUUGACGAGUUUGCCCUGAAGAUCAAGGCUUGCAAAGAAACUCAGUCAGACCCAGAUUUCUGCAUAGUUGCCAGAGUUGAGGCUUUCAUCGCAGGCUGGGGGCUUGAUGAGGCACUGAAACGUGCCGAGGCAUAUCGUAAUGCCGGUGCAGAUGCUAUACUAAUGCACAGCAAGAAGUCUGACCCGUCAGAUAUAGAGGCAUUUAUGAAAGCUUGGAAUAACCAGGGCCCUGUUGUCAUUGUGCCAACCAAGUACUAUACUGUACCAACUGAUCACUUCCGUGACUUAGGAGUGUCCAUGAUCAUCUGGGCAAACCACAACAUGCGUGCAUCUGUGGCAGCAAUGCAGCAGACAACACAACAGAUCAUGAAAGAUCAGUCUCUUGUAAAUGUAGAAGAUAAGAUUGUCCCUGUGAAGGAGGUCUUCAGAUUACAGGGAGACCAGGAACUAAAGGAAGCAGAAAACAAAUAUCUACCACAGCAAUGAACUAUACACAGAUAUAGUAGUACAAUGGAGAAACGGAGUUUGGACAUCAAAGAAAGAGAAUAGACUAGGCAGAGGGUACAUAAAUUUAAAAGUACAUUAGACCACAAAUAUGUACUUUUAGGGAGGGGUUGUGUUAAUGUACUUUUAAGGAGGGUUGGUAGUUGAACUUCUUAUUUCUUUUUGUGAAAAAGAACCACUAUAGAAGAGGAUUUGGAUCUGACUUAAACUGAACUGGGUGAUUUUGAGGGAUUCAUACUAAGAUACUGAACUUACUGAUAUACUGAACUUACGGUUUCAAAGCAAAGUGAGCUAAUAAUGGGCUGAGAAUAAAAGUCCAUAUUGUUCUCAGAAUAUGUUUUUUUUUUCAAGGGCAAGCGAUAGGCUACUAAAAAACAAUUUAGGCCUUGUGCUAUUAACACAUGCACCAGAAUUGCAUAAUUCUGGUUGGUGGAUUGAUACUAGGAAUGAGCUACAGUAGUCUCAACUGUCAGCAGAUUGCAGUGAUGAUACAGAAUGCAGGCCAUGAUAACAACUUCGACCAAGUUUGUAUUGAAAUAGAUCUGUUUGGGCAAUGAGUAAAGUUAAUUGAUUGUUGAAUGAGCAUGGGGAACAUCAUAUCUUGAUUUGCUGGCAGAUGUAGGUGGGAGGACUUUUUUGUUGUUUCAAGAACGGGGGUGGUAAGGGUAAUUUGAGUGAUCCAUGAACAGCCUUUUUCGUUUAUUCUUAAAAGAACAUAUUGAAAUCAGUGACUUGCGGUUGCUACCUUUGCCGUGAUAAGUGAAUAGCGGAAUUUGAUCAGUGUGAAUUGUGAUCUAUUCUCUAUAAAAAUCAUGAAUCAUGAUUUCCAAGUAAAGAUUGAUCCUUCUCGUCA
This is a messenger RNA of Nematostella vectensis (starlet sea anemone), 1843 nucleotides long. RefSeq names its product phosphoenolpyruvate phosphomutase. The transcript has 7 exons. The record is from RefSeq and is a predicted model, not a curated record. Bases 1 to 972 code for a protein of 323 amino acids. Gene Ontology annotation, molecular function: phosphoenolpyruvate mutase activity. Lineage: Eukaryota; Metazoa; Cnidaria; Anthozoa; Actiniaria; Edwardsiidae.